Messenger RNA from Hemibagrus wyckioides, 1092 nucleotides. It is a transcript of the gene rdh14b, whose product is annotated as retinol dehydrogenase 14b. The transcript is spliced from 2 exons. The record is from RefSeq and is a predicted model, not a curated record. Bases 31 to 996 code for a protein of 321 amino acids. NCBI's taxonomy places the organism in Eukaryota, Metazoa, Chordata, Actinopteri, Siluriformes, Bagridae.
UGUAGUCACCACUUGGUGUGUGUGUGUGUCAUGGCAGCCGCGGUGAUGUUAGCGGUGGUGCUGGGUGGUGGAGUGAUUCUCAUGGGCAGGAGAAUGUUCUCCAGACACAGGGCUGUUCUCCGCCUCCCCGCCGGUUCGAUGCGCGGGAGGACGGUGCUGGUGACGGGCGCGAGCAGCGGGAUCGGUAAGGCCACGGCGGCAGAGCUGUUCCGCCUGCACGCGCGCGUCCUCAUGGCGUGUCGGGACCGGGAGAAAGGAGAGCAGGCCGCCGAAGAGAUCCGCGCAUGCGCAGGACAGUCUGACGGAGAGCUGGUCAUCAAGCACGUGGAGCUGACGUCAUUGAGAUCCGUGCGCGAGUUCUGUCGGGAAAUCAUCCAGGAGGAGCCAAAGCUGGACGUGCUGAUUAACAACGCGGGUGUGUUCUGCUGCCCGUACUCUAAAACAGAGGAUGGUUUUGAGAUGCAGUUUGGUGUGAACCAUCUGGCUCACUUCCUGUUAACCCACCUGCUGACAGAGCUGAUGGUACGUUCCGCCCCGAGUCGCAUCCUCGUGGUCUCCUCCAAACUUUACAAAUACGGCAGCAUCCGAUUUGACGACUUGAACAGCGAGCGCAGCUACGACCCGGCCUUCUGUUACAGCCAGAGUAAACUCGCUAACCUGCUGUUCACACGCGAGUUAGCGAGGAGACUGGAGGGGCGGGGCGUGACGGUCAACUCCCUCUCCCCUGGGUUAGUCAGGACCAACCUGGGCCGCCAUGUCCGGGUCCCCCUCCUGCUGAAGCCCCUCCUCUUUCUGGUGUCAUGGCUGUUCUUAAAAAGUCCAGAAGAGGGAGCUGAGACCCCGCUGUACCUCGCCUGCUCUCCCGAUGUGGCUAACGUGACGGGGAAGUUCUUCUCCAAAUGCCGAGAGGAAGUGCUCCGGUCUAAAGCAACGGACGACAACGCGGCAAAGCGGCUAUGGGACCAGAGUGAGACCAUGGUUGGGAUUCAGAGCUGAGCUUGAUCUGGCUGGUUAAUUACUUCGAUUAGGUUCUCCUGCUUCUAACAAAACGUAAAUGUAAUGUAAAUUCUGAGUAAAUAUGUUUAAAAUGUU